Cetraspora pellucida is the source of this 951-nucleotide messenger RNA. Lineage: Eukaryota; Fungi; Glomeromycota; Glomeromycetes; Diversisporales; Gigasporaceae. The record is from the annotation of a GenBank genome assembly.
AUGGGAAACACUUAUUCUCGCAGACAUCGUCAUAAAAGUGAUAAUAUAUCAAUAUGUACAUCAGUAAAUGGUGAUAAUUCAUCUCAAACAGAUAGUAUUUCUUCCAAUGUUAGAUAUAUAGGAGGAAGACCUUACUUUGAAGAAGAAAUAUCAGCAUACGUUGUAUAUUGGGAAGAAGCGGACAGGAUUCAAAUGGAACAUUUUGCAAUGAAACAUGCUUUUGGUGGUAAUUAUGCCGCUCCACUUUCUGAAAUUAUAAAACCUGGAAGCAAAAUUUUGGAUAUUGGUUGUGGGCCAGCUCAAGAAUUUCCUGAAGCAAAUGUAUAUGGAAUAGAUAUUUCUUCAACAUUUCCAGCUAGCAUAAAACCUAAAAAUUGUCACUUUAAAAAAUGCAACAUAGUUGAACCUUUUCCAUUUAAGGAUGAAGAAUUCGAUUACGUUUUUAUGAGAUACAUGAUCUUUGCUUUAAAAGAUUAUCAAUGGAUACAUGUAUUAAAUGAAAUAAAAAGAAUCUUAAAACCGGGUGGUGUUUUUGAAUGUGUAGACCGAGAUGUGCUUCGUGAGUAUAAUAAAACUGCAUUCAGAGCGGGUAAAACUAUCACUGCUUUUGUUGAAAAAUCUCAAUGUACAUUAUAUAAACAAAAAGGAAUUGACGUUCGAUUCAUAACAAAAGUUGAACCAACACUUAAGGAAAUGGGAUUUCAAAAUGUAACGUGUAUACAAAAACAUAUACCUUUUGGAAAUUGGGGUGGAAAAAUUGGUGAAAUAUGGAAAUUAAAUAAUAUAAAAAUGGCCGAAACGCAAAGAAUAUUAAUGCCUGAAAUUUUAGGUAUCACUGUUGAUGAGUGGGAUAGUACAUAUGCCCAAAUAAGUAAAGAACGAGAAGAAAACCAAGAAUUUGAUUCUGGUCAUCAGUCUGGUCAUAAGUCUGGUCAUCAGUCUAGUUGUUAA